Messenger RNA from Aspergillus steynii IBT 23096, 1725 nucleotides. RefSeq names its product hydrolase psoB (gene psoB). The transcript has a single exon. The record is from RefSeq and is a predicted model, not a curated record. The coding region runs from base 158 to 1489 and encodes 443 amino acids. NCBI's taxonomy places the organism in Eukaryota, Fungi, Ascomycota, Eurotiomycetes, Eurotiales, Aspergillaceae.
CGGAGUUCAUUCCCUAUUGCCAUAUUCAACAUUCAUCCUAUCGCCGUACGGACUGCCGAACAGGGUAUUCUCUGGGAAAGGCCUCGUACCUUGUGAUUAAUCGCUUUCCGGUCGCAGUCUUCGUCCCUGAGUCUGACCUUGUACUGAAUUCUUAACCAUGGCGACGAUGCACACCUUCUUCAAGUCCCCUUUCUUUAACUUCGAGUACCUUCGCCUUCUCGCCAUGGCGCCCCACGAGGGCGCCGAGAUCGGUGAGGCCCUCGAAGCAGCCGCCAAAAUCAAGGAUCUCGAUCCGGAAUCGUGGUUCAGCGCCUUCCUCGAGGCCGGUAACAAAGCAGAAGAGAUCGCUCAGGAGGCCGAGCAGGCAGGCGACCGUGUAACCGCACGCCGGGCCUACCUCCGGUCCUCCAACUACAUCCGCGCGGCGCAGUUCAUGCUCAACGAGGGCCCGAUCGGGCACGACCAACGCGUUCUUCCGAGUCUUGAGCGCGCCAUUGCAAACUUUCGAAAAGGCGUCCAAUAUCGCGAUGGGAAGACGUUUUUUCUGGAGAUACCGUACGAAGACGGGCUCACGUUGCCCGGCUACCUCUACCUGCCCGAAGCUGCCAGGCGCAUUCCGGGUCGCAAGAUUCCGAUCCUACUGAACUCCGGGGGAGGCGAUUCGACACAAGAGGAGAUCUACUUCGUCAACCCGGCAUUUGGGCCCGAACUCGGGUAUGCCGUGGUCACCUUCGAAGGACCCGGUCAGGGGAUUGUACUUCGUCGCGACAAGUUACCGAUGCGCCCGGACUGGGAAGUUGUCACCAGUGCGGUCCUGGAUCACCUCUUUGACUUCGCCACCCGCCAUCCCGAGCUGGAGCUCGACUUGGAUCACAUUGCUGUCACCGGGGCCUCGAUGGGGGGAUAUUUUGCGCUGCGUGCAGCCACCGACGCCCGGAUCAAGGCCUGCGUUAGCGUCGACGGAUUCUACAGUUUAGCCAGUUUUGUCGGCGGUAGAAUGCCGGGGCCUCUCUUCCACGGCUUCAUGAACGGCUGGCUGUCCGACGCGGUGUUCAACGGCAUUUUGCGGUGUCUCCAGGGAUGGGACUUCCAAGCGCGAUGGGAGUUCAAUCACCUCAAGUGGGCCACCGGUACUACCACCGAGGCCGACAUCAUGCGGAGCUUUGGCGACUAUACACUGCUCAACCCAGACGGGACCGAGUAUCUUGCCGACGUCAAGUGUCCCACGUUGGUCACUGGGGCCGGAGCGAGCUGGUACUUUGACCCGGCGACCACCACCGACAAGAUUUACGACUGCCUGACCAGUCUGAAACCGGGCGUGGACAAGGAAAAGUGGAUCGCCCAGGACAUCGCCCACGGAGGGCUCCAGGCCAAAAUCGGUGCGUUCGGUUACUCGGUGCACAGAACCUUCCAGUGGUUGGACGCCAAAUUCGGGAUUGAGAGAGAGCCAUUGAGGGCGACAUCCGACUUGCGUGAGCUAGUCCAAUAGUUUCGUCAAUCGCCACGCAGUCCUUGAGAUUCGAAAGUAAUGGAAUGCUUGAAUUGAUGAAAGGUCCCGAAGACCGCUGAAUAGCUAAAGCCCACUGUGGGUCACCUGCAGUCUAACUAGAUUAGGUAGGCGAGCGAGGGCCAUGGAAAUCAGGCACGCGUUCACACCAGAAAGAGACAUCCAAUUUUGUCAGUUAGUCAGUUCGCUGAGUACAGUAGUAAUUUAUUUGAUGAAAA